This is a messenger RNA of Peronospora belbahrii, 1335 nucleotides long. Lineage: Eukaryota; Oomycota; Peronosporomycetes; Peronosporales; Peronosporaceae. The record is from the annotation of a GenBank genome assembly.
AUGACGAGCACAGGUGACGACGACUCGACAGCUUCAACUUCAGUGGAAGGGUCUCAAGCUGUCGUUUCAAGUUCGAAUCCUGCAUUCACCACACACGCCCGCUCUGUCCAAUCGGAUGAGGCAGUAGAUGAGGAACCACUGGUGAAGAAGCGUCGCACCAAGAACUUCCAGUUACGUGAAGAUCUGGCGAAAUCUCGUGGCUCAAUGACGGUCCACGUGCCUGCGUUUGAACCAUUGACAUUUGAAUCGUGGGAAGACUUUAUACAGGCUUGGAAUGGUUAUAUGACGAACACAAAGACCAUGUAUCGGCGUCGCAGCUCGUCUACUACGGUGUACUGGAACAACAAACACAAGUAUAAGAAGUAUCCAGUACCUGAGGAUUUUAAGUACGCUACAAUGGCCUAUUGGUGCACUCAUGGGUGCAUUCAACCGUCACGGGGUAAUGGGGUCCGGACGCACUUGCACAAUCGAUAUACAGGCUGCUCUGCAAGAAUUACGGCCGACGUGGUGUUUGAAAUAGUAGAGGGAGACCCUAGCAAAGUUCACUGGCUGGUUCGUGUUCGCAACCAGAUUUCGCAGCAUAACCAUCGCAUUAGUGACGAGAUCUACAACUGCUACACUAACAACAGCUCUGUGCCAGACGAGCUAUUGCUAGGUCCAGAUGCUGAGAAGCACCACAAGCAGGAGCCGCAGCAAGAUGCAGUAUAUGAACCGUCAACUCGUGCGCUGUCAAACGAGCUGGACCGGAUGGGAGUUGAUCCAGGCUUCUCGUUGCGAUCUUCUCCAGAGUCAAAGGUGAAUAUAAAGUCGAGUGUAAUCACCGCAGCAUCAACAGUCUCUGAUUUACUGCUAAAGGAGGCGCUGGCAAACGAGCACAAAAUGAAUAUGGCGGCCUCGGAGAUGCAGCCGCUGCUUGAUGAGCUAAAGAAUACCCCAUCGCGUGUAAUUCAUAAGAGGCUACAGGAUGUAUCGGAGAUGGUCGCGCAUUUGCAAGCUAAGUGGCACCAGGACCGUAUUGUGGAGGAAGCUGCACACGCUCAUGCCGUCGCGCCUGUUGCGUCUGGUGAAAAGAAUACAGCUGCAUCAAGCGAAGCACUUGGCAAGGCAGCUGUCAACAGCAUUGCCUCGAUAGCGAGCUUGCCUCCAGGUGCUGCGUACUAUUUAACGCCACGUGCGGAACAGAUACUAAAUGAAGCAGACCGUGUGGCCCCAGUGUCUGCUAGUACUGAUAGUAGGUCGGGUGAUGAAGCUAUAUCUGCUUCAAGCGAUCGGGAACUUUCCGAAAAGAGUCGACAGGUCCUGGAGAACCAGCGUGGGCCUUCUGAAGCGGUUUAA